ACCGGACAACUCUUUUCAAAGAGAGUUACAUGUUUUGAUAGUUGAAUUUUGUUUACUGUAUGUGGCUUUACACGACAUGUAUAAAUAUAACAGCAUGGCUAAUUGGACAUACUUAUGUGGAAGAAGACGUUAAACACCAAGAACUACUACUACUAAUUGGACAUUAUUAUUUCAAAUUAUAUUAUCAUCAUGGGUCGAAAACGAAAGAGCGAGUUGAAUAGCGGCGCUUCUAGGGUGAGAAAACUGUCUGCUGUUUUUUCGUUACCACCGCCGAAGUGUUCUAAAAAUAACGAAGAGUCUGACGUUGGCUCCUCUAGACGAAAUGAAAUUGACACUACGAUUAAUGAUUCAGAUGCUGUUACCGUGACGGUACCCGAAAUCAACAAUAGGCCUAUUGUAGGCCUACACGCGAAACGAAAAUUCAAAGAAAACUGGAAAUUUGGCAAUCCUUGGCUGAGAUUUGACGUAUACGCAGAAAAUAUUUUGUUCAAUACGUGAAAAUUCGAAAGUCAGCAAUAGUUUUACAUCUGGGUGUAAUGUUCUGAAGAAAGAAAGUAUAGCGAUGUUCGCCAGAACCGGAUGUGACGUCACGCGAAAUAACUGGUUGGCAGAAUUUGGUUCCAGCCAGCGCGGAUUAUAGUAAAAAUGGCUGACACGUGCGGUAAUGUAAUGUUUGGCACUUACACAUCAGCGUAUUUCCAGUCUUCGGCGUUAGAUGCUAAACAUAGAUAUAAAAGUAAGUUAUCUUACGACUCGGAAACGAAGUUUUUGCCAGAUCCAUAGAGUUUGAAAGACAAAUGGAGCGGAGAUCCGAACACAUGGCCGGACCUGACUUUUGGUGACAUUUACCUCUACCUGAUUGAUACGCCAUCAUUGUACACUAAAGAAUCUAUGAAAGCUUAUAAAUCAUUAGAGGCGUAUAAAUUCUAGCAAGAAACCUAUCCGACCUUGACCCCAGAUCGACUAGUAUUUUGACAGACGUUUUACUGAUAACACAGUAUAUACACCUGGUGGAUUUAACUGGAAAAAACUUUAAUAAUUCUGACAAUCGGGCCAAUUGAUAAAAACACAAGAUUCUAAAAAUGUUGGAAACGUAUUUGAAACAGAUCCCUUUGUCUUUAACAACUCAAGCUUUGUUGCUCGGGUUAACUGUUGGUUUGGUUACAUAUUACACAUUUGGGAAGAAAAAAUAUAAAUUACCACCAGGACCAUGGUGCCUUCCAUUGGUGGGGAACAUCAUAGCAAUGAAUUCCAACAUACCUUUUUAUAGAACAUUAUUGGAUUUGAAAAAGAAAUAUGGACCAGCAGUCACAGUUUAUAUGGGACCUAUUAGAUGUAUUAUGUUGAACGAUGCUGAAACUGUAAAUGAAGCAUUGGUAAAGAAAGGAGCAGAUUAUGCUGGCAGAUUUCCAAUUUAUUCUAUUGGGGUUAUUACUGACGGUUACAAAGAUAUUGUCUUCGCCGAUGUUUCUCCAGCCUGGAAACACCUUCGUAAAAUUGCUCUUCAGGGUUUGAGACAAUAUUUAUAUGGUAGUAAACUAGAAGAGAAAGUAUUUGAAUCAACAUCUAAAGUUAUGAGAAGAUUAAAAGAAGAAGAAGGUAAACCUAUUGAUAUACAGAAAUAUGUUGGAUUGUUGGUGUGUAAUGUAUUUCAUGGUGUCUGUUUUAACAAAAGCUUUGAUAUCGAUGACAAGUACUUUUUAAAACUAUUAGAUAUGUUUGAGACAACAAACAGCGAAUUUGGAAAUGGAUUCUGGGAAGAUAUCAUACCACCACUUCGAAAAUGUCCAACCUCUAAAUUCAAACGACUCACGAAAAUAUUCGCAAAUUUUUUAGAUUUCAUUAGAAAUGAGUUUGAGACCCACAAAGCUAAUUUUUCAGAAGAUGAUAUGAAAGAUUUCGCGGAUUAUUUGAUACAUGCUAGAAGACAAGCCAUACUGGAAGGUCCAGAAAUAGAAAAUAUUAUCACAGAUGAACAUCUGGUACAUACAUGUUCUGAUAUUUACUCAGCUGGAAUUGAUACAACUCGACAAACUAUCAUCUGGACUAUUAUGUUGUUAGUAGCACACCCAGAAAUACAGAAAAAAGUUCAAGCUGAAUUAGACCAAGUUAUAGAUGCCGGACAAGCCCCCACUUUAAAUGACAGAGAGAAGAUGCCAUAUACAGAGGCUGUUUUGCAUGAGAGUAUGAGAUUGUGUACAAUAGCUCCUUUGGGAUUGCCUCAUGCUACCCGGUGUGACACAACUCUUGGUGAAGAUGAAAUCCCUAAAGGAACAAUGGUUAUGGUAAAUCACUGGGCACUUCACAACGACCCGGAGCAUUGGAAAGAUCCCGAAAUAUUCAGGCCGGAACGCUUACUGGACGCUGAUGGUAAAUUGGCACCAAAGACCAUGUCAUGGUUGCCCUUUUCUGCUGGACGUAGAAAUUGUUUGGGUGAAACUAUUGCUAGACCCGAGAUGCAUUUGAUGUUAGCUAUUCUGUUGAGGAAUUUUACGUUCCGAUCCCCAGAAGGAAAGACCAUUGACUUGACACCAGAGGGUUCCUUGGUGUUUUUACCACGAAAAUCAGAAAUGAUCGCAGAAGAGAGAAAAUAAACCAUCUCCGGAGUCUUUAUGUGUCUGAAUAGAUUUCUUCACUUUUAUUCUGUUCUUCGCUUAUGUAUAAUUUCAUAAAAUAUAGAAAUAUUGUGACCAUUAAAUCAUAGCUUAAUUAUUAUAUUUUGAAAUAGUUUGAUACCAAUUAGUCUCUAUCAUCCAGACUAACUGUAGUAGAUUUGAUUAAUCCACUAUGGUGGUUUUCGUGGACUAUGAUAUGUAACAUUAUUGUUUUGCAUCAUGUUUGAUAUGUUUAUACAUAAUAAUAUAUACUACUGAUACAGCUGUAGAUGUGCGCGCUGCGCAGUAUCAUACAGUCUGUCAUUGAGUCAACUGGCGGGGUUUCGAUUCACCGGUUGUACGUGACAGGAAUAGGGUCGCCUGUCCAACCUCCUGGGUUUUCUCCGGGUCCUCCGGUUUCCUCCCACUGCUAAAGACCCCUAUGCGCAAGCGAAUUAUUAUUGAAAUAAAAUUAAACCAUGUGUUUGUCCCGAAAUGACCUAGUUUGUGUCGAGUGGACGUGAAACCCCAUUUCUCUCUCUCUCUCUCUCUCUGGGAGCCACGGUGGCUAGGUGGGUAAGGCGCUGGCUCGCUAGCCUGGAGGUCGGGUGUUCGAUCCCUGCAUUGGCCGAGAAAGUUCAUCCCGAUUUUCCGACAUGGUUUCCCCUUGUCAGUGAUGCAGGACGGAGGGCCUGACAAGGACAGCUGUCUAGUCCUUCGGAUGAGACGAAAAAGCGAGGUCCCGUGUAAACAUAGGAAUGCACGUAAAAGAUCCCUUGGCAGUUGGAAUUAGAUAUAAGAGUAGGCGAUAGUGCCGCUGCCCGGGCAAAAUUUCCCUCAUAGCACACUGCAGUAUGGCGUAUGCCCGUUUUCAUUAGCCCAGUAUAGGAGCAGAACAGUAGGAGUUAAACCCCAUUUCAUUUCAUUUCUCUCUCUCUCUCUCUCAGCUGUAGAUAUUUCACUACUAUGGGGACCAGAAGUAUAUAUUUCAUAUUUCGACACCUCUUUCUUAUAUUAAUUAAAUUUGUUCAGCUUAUAAUUAAUUGUUAAUCAACAUUAAACAUUGAAUGUUAAUAAUCGAGUUAAUAUCCAACGGUUGUAUGUUCUAUUAAAUAGAGUUUAAGCUGGCAAUUAGUUCGUUAUAAAAUAUUGAAGUGUAAUUUUUGUAUGCUAAACUUGUAUAUUGUGAUCAGCCCUAUCCGUACACCGGUCUGAUCGCAUUUCUCUUCGGAUACAAGAAGGAAUCCAUUGCAUUGAUUUACCGUUAAGUUCUCUCAGGCAACGUUGUAAUCAUUUUUUAUCUCAGAGUAGGGAGGUGGUGGGGUUAUAGAAAUUAUUGCAUCCAUCGAUUCUAACAUCAGAUUUUAAAUCUGAUAAUCAGGUUGGGUGUCAUAGUAAGAAACACAGCACAUUGUCAAUAGAGAAUGUACAGAUGAGAGCGGCCAUCACGUCCCAGGAUUAUCAAACCCACGCUAUCAGGAAAGAUAAAAACAACUCAAACUACCAACGCAACUGGAGAGUUCUCCCCAACUGAGGCAAGGCAAUACCUCCCUCACACAAGGUAGACGACAUCGCUAAGCGGAAAUGGAACUCCACAAACGGCCAUAUCCUCUCCCCCAAAAUGCUUGAUCUCCUCCUCUACUGAUAGAUCUCACCAACUGGUCUGAUCUCCCCAACUGGCCUUAUCUCCCCACUGGCCGGAUCUCCCAAACUGACUCGAUCUCCUCCUCCCAAUAGCCCAGUCUCCUCCUGAACUGGCCUGUUCUCCCCAACUGACGCAAUAUACACGCAAACUGAGUUACAUGUAAUCUCCCAAAUGGUCAGACCGUCACCUCACCAGUGAAAUAUAUACCAGAACUCAAUUAGUGACAUGGUCUCGCCAAUGACCUGAUCUCCUUCCCAAGUUCUCCUCCUCAACUGGCCUGAACUCCUUCCCAACUGGCCUGAACUCGUUCUCAACUGACAGAUCACUCAAACGGGCAAAAAUUAACAACGCUAUCAUGUGUAUGCCUAUUAACUAGAAAAGACUGAUAGAGGGGGAGAAAUUGGGUUUAACGUCCACUCGACACAAACUAGGUCAUUUGGGGACUAACACAUGGUUCAAUUUUAUUUCAAUAAUUUGCAUGCGCGUAUGGGUCUUUGGUAGUGAGAGGAAACCGAAGAAAACCAACAAAGUUUGACAGACGACCCUAUUCCUUUUCAC
This is a messenger RNA of Patella vulgata (common limpet), 4797 nucleotides long. Its product is annotated as steroid 17-alpha-hydroxylase/17,20 lyase. Gene Ontology annotation, molecular function: iron ion binding; steroid 17-alpha-monooxygenase activity; heme binding. The record is from RefSeq and is a predicted model, not a curated record. Gene Ontology annotation, biological process: progesterone metabolic process; hormone biosynthetic process. NCBI's taxonomy places the organism in Eukaryota, Metazoa, Mollusca, Gastropoda, Patellidae. Bases 1083 to 2594 code for a protein of 503 amino acids. The transcript has 12 exons.